Molecule: messenger RNA, 22268 nt
Organism: Anastrepha ludens (Mexican fruit fly)
Lineage: Eukaryota; Metazoa; Arthropoda; Insecta; Diptera; Tephritidae
Gene: pasilla
Product: RNA-binding protein Pasilla
Exons: 8
Coding region: 4779-7427 (882 amino acids)
Biological process (GO): regulation of alternative mRNA splicing, via spliceosome; mRNA splicing, via spliceosome
Cellular component (GO): cytoplasm; nucleus
Molecular function (GO): mRNA binding
Source: RefSeq, a predicted model, not a curated record
UCACGCUGAAAUUUGCCAUGUAAGCUUAUAACAGUCCUACCAAAAAACCAAAAAUUUAUUUUUGCCAUAUGUCAUCCGCGGACCGUUUUAUUUAUAACGUCUCGUUCAUAUUUGAGCAGAAGGUAUAACAGCUUAAAAUACACUUAUGGUGCACUCGAAAGAGGAUAUAUGAUUUAUAUUAACAUACGGAAAAAUUCUUUGAUAUCCAAUGAAAACUCCAGUAACUCCAGCGAAACCUCGUUUUCGACUUAUUUUUAUUUAUUAUAUUUUAUUAGCCAUAAAACCUGUGUAGCGAUUAUGGGUGAAUAUUGGGUAUUUAAAAAAAAACGCACCUAGAUGCUGUGUUAAAAUAAAACAUGUAACAAUUUAGAUUCUGAGGUUUCAAUAAAAUACGGCUCUUAACAAUUAUAUGUAAAAAUGCCAUCGUUUAAAUGCCUGCCAUGAGCACAUCUACAGAAAUUUUACUUUGUGACAUUAUAAAAUAUUUAAAAUAGAUAUUCUACAUAUUCCACUUUUUCACACUUUAGCAAUCUUUCGCUUGGUGUGUUGAGCUGGCAUUAACGCAACCAGAUUGGUCUAUAAUUUUCUGACAUUUGUGCAUACAUGACACUCUUUUUGAGCAAAAGCAAAAUAUUGAAUUUUAGUAUCAUUUAUUUGCUUCCUAUUUGCCGCUCUAUUAUUUUUUCAAACGAAUAACUUCGAAAACUGAAUUCCUAAAGACGCAUUAUACAAUUCUAAUGAUUAGCUAUAAAGAUUCUUGAAUAUUAUUUUAAAAGCAAACGACAUUGAGUGCAUGUUCAGCUUUUUUGCUGUUAUUGUUUGUUGUAUAAGCGUACAGGAGGCAUGCUUUGCAAUUAUCUCACAUAACAUUUUAAUAAUCAACUAAUUUUGUGUACACUUACACACACGCACAUAUGCAUGCAUACAUCCACUAGUAGUAUUCUUGCUUAUUUUCGCUGAGAGCAAAGUCAAAAAUUCACAAUAACAAGGUGUCUGCAUACAUACAUACAUACAUACACACAUACACACACACGAGGCAUAUAAAUAUAUAUUUACAUAAGCAGUGGAAUAAGAAGUAGGUAGCUAUGUAUGUAUGCAAGCAUGUAUGUAUGUAUAUGUAAACGCUGUCAGCAGAAGUCAACAUUCAGUAAAGUAUUCUUGGCUUACGUCAUAUGGCAAUAGUAUUAGAAGUAGAGUAACGAGCAAUAGACGAAUAUCGUAAAGAGGAGUUAAUGAUUAGCACAAACGGAAGAAUUUCUGUAUAGACGAUGAAGCGUGAAUAUAAAUAUAAUAAAAAAAAAACAAAUUUACAAAUAAUAAAGCAAAAAGCGCGCAAUAUGCAUAAAUACUCGUAGUAGAGUCGGAGUAGCAAAGUAAGAGCUUUAGAAGUGUGGGGGAUAUGAGUUAUUUUCUGAUGUUUGUAAGCCCAUACAUAUGCGUGUAUAUACUAAAAACUGUGAUUGUGCGCGUUUUAGUGUAUUUUUUGUUGACUUCGUGUUGUUCACAUUGUUGUCAAAAUCUUAAAACCGUCAACAUUUUUCAAAGCACACAUACAUGCAAGCGAGAAGAAAUACCGAUAAGAAUGUUGAGAAUGGUUGUUUUUUUCAAUUUAUUUUGUUUUCCAAUACUUUUUGUGUUCAUUGGGUCCAUAUAUGUAUGCAUGUAACGCUCGCUUUGUUGUUAUUUCUAUGAGAUUGAGACGUGUUAGUUGAGCAUGGAGCAUAAGCUGAAUAAAAUCAUUCAUUAAAGAUUGAAGGAGAUUAAAAAGCACGAAUUAAAAACUAUUUGGGCUAUCAAAUUUAUGAAAUAAGAAACAUUUGAGGCAAAUUUACAACUUUUUGAAUUUGAAACUUUUGAACUGAACCUCGCAUUUGACUUUUAUGCCACACUGUGAGCGAAGUAAAUACUUAAUUUGCUACAUUUUUUUUAAUUUAAUUAUAUAGAAAAUUUCGCUCGCUUUGAGUUUGGCCGCAGUCAACUGGUCAAAACGUGGCGCCUGUAUUACUACUCGCCCUCCUGAAAUUUCUUCUGUUCCAAAUAUUUUUGCAAGCUAUGUAGGUGACGCUGGUAGGCUACAUCUCUACAUGUGUAAAACUAAAAAAAAAAAGCAUACACACAUACAUAUGUAUAUAUUUUUCAAUUCAAAAUUAACUUAUUAUAAUAUUUUUGUUGUUUGUUAGUUCUGCUGCCAAGCGUCAGCGACAGCAACAGCAACUCUAUAAAGCGCUCACACUGCACACAUUGCUACUAAGCUCACAUACACACUCAUACACACAACGAUAUAUGCGUAUGCGAGUGUGUGCUGAUUGUAGCUUCAUCGGCAAUCGGCGUUGGCCAGCCGACCUGGCUCGCUGACUGAUUGCCUGACUGCUUGGCUGGCUAUUCAGCUUGCUGGGUAACUACGUAAGCAUGUACGCGUGAAUACACAUACAUACAUAUAUGAAUGUGUGUGUGUGUGCAUGCAUGCAUGUUGGUAUGUAGUUGGCUGGCUGACUGACUCUCCAACUCUUUUAGCCUUUUCGGCAGUUCGGCGUUUUUAGUGCGAUUUCAACGUUUCACAUCGCUUGUUGUUCAUAGUCGUUGUCGUCGUCGUCGUCGCCGUAUCCGUCUCUGUUGCCGCUUGCGUUUCGCGUCCGCAUCCGGUUCACGUUAUCAUCCAACAAAACAACAACAAUUAGGAAAAAAAGCAACAACGAAAAAAAUUUUAAUUAAAAAUUGUGUCCUAUCUCAACAAACAGUUCAUACAAAAACAUUCCCAGUGUAAAAAACGCGUCCCAGUACAUAAAAAUCUCUGAUCCAAAGGAACAAAAGACAUCAAGAAAAAAUAUUUCAAACUAAAUACCAUAAACUUCAUGUAAAUUCACAUCAAAUGCAAAGAAAAACGCUAAAAAGCAAUGUGAUAUUAAAAACAAAAUAAAAUAAAAUUGACCUCAUCAUAGUGCUUAUUGUGAUUGAAUGUGCAUCAAAAUCAGUGGAAAAGCGCCAAAAUAAAAAUAAUAUCAUCGUUCAGAACUAUAUAUAAACAAUCCAUCAACAAAUUAAACCCGACAUACAAAGUUAACUCAUCAUCAGUCUUAGGAAGCAAUAAUAACACAUACAUACUCAUAUUUAGUUGUAUGUAUGCAUUGAAGUCGUUCGAGCCAUUUGCGAAUAAACUCAUAACUCAACGUGUGCACAUAUUUGCAAAAAAAAAACAAAAUAAUUCAAAUAAAACAACCUCCCAUAAAAACAAGCAUACCAGCAUAUCGCAAUAAUUUCAUAUUACUUUUAUAUGCAAGCAUAAAUCUAUAUAUAUGCACGUAACGACAAAUCUGACGAAUGCUCUCAAACGUCUACAUCACCCAAUGUGCAACAGCAGCAUCCAGCACAUCAACUACAUAGAACUACUAUAGUAUUUAGUAUGCUAAACUUCAGCAAAUAGUAUUUUAGCAUUCUCAUUGGAAUCCAAAUCGUAAUUGACAUUUGGCAUUUCAAGCAUUCGAGGCAUCAAACAUUGACAUCAGUAUCAGCGCCAGCAUAACGACAUCUCAGCAAAUGUAAUAUGUGUAAAUGUGUCAACACCUAAAAGUACACAUCGGCACUCACAUGCUCACACAUGUACGUAAAUGGAAUAGAACACAAGUAAAAUAAAUAAUAAGCAUCGAAAUCAAGUCAUCCGAAGUGAGAACUGCACGAAACGCACAGCAGCAUUCACAGCAUUCAACAGUUGACACUCACAGAGCGGUUAUAGCAUAUAAACUUAUUCAUACAUGCAUACAUAUAAAUAUAUGCCGGUAUACGUACAUACAUGUUGUAUACGCUCAUAUAUAUGUACAUCUAAGUGAAGUUAAGACAUACGGAUCACAGUUCAAUAAUAAUUACGUCAUUGCACAUUUCAUCGAGCUCUAAUUGCUGCCGACCAACAACAUCAUUGCCAUUCUGUUAGUAAGUCAGUGAGUCGCUCGGUCGGUCGAUUAGUCAGUGAGGCGUCAAAGCAGCAGCAGCCACGGUUCUUCAAUCUACAUGUCAUACACAAAGAACAACGCUGGAGUGCAGCUGAAAGCAAAGGCGAUUUGAGUAGUGGGCAACAUAGAAAAAACAAAACUAAACAAAAGAAAAGUGUAAACAGCAGCCAGCAAAAGCUCUACUGAAGUUUCAUUUAGAACGUUUAAGAGACAAAAAAACACCCAAAAUAGAUUUGCGCACGCCAAUGAUAAGAAAAAUUGUUAGUGCAACAACCAACAACAACAACUACGAAUAUUGUUAAACAACAAAUGAGUAGAAAAUCGACGGCAACGUGUAAAAAGACCAUCGAUGACAAACACCAUAGUUGUCAGUUUCGUGAAAAUAGACAACAGCGUAUAAGCGUUUAUACCAGUUAUACACGAAAAUUGGCAAGAAUAUCCAGGAAAGAAAUAUAGAAAUAGAAAUCCAUUAACAUUGACUGCGUUAAAAAACAAGUCAGAGGAAAAGUGAUAAGUGGGCCAUUCAGAAGUAUCGCAACUUAGGCAAAACUCAACAAAGCUCGUCACUAGUGACACAACGUGAAAACGAAGCACAAAGUAUAACUAUAAAACAAAAAGGAAUACAAAUAAUUUAAAAUUCAAAAACAUCAACAUUAUUCCGGCCAUUAGCAACAACCACACCCAUUUUUUAUUAUCUUAAAUUUAAUUGAAAGACUGAAAGCUUAAAGAAGCCACGGCAUAAGUACCUAUUAAACAUUCACAUAGAAAAUACGCUACAUUUGACGCCGUUGCUAUUACCGUCCCCACAAGUUGCUGCAACAAAUAGGACUCAAUAUGAGCCAACCGAAUUCGCCGGCAACACUACAGCAACAAUUACAAUUGCAGGCGAAUUGUGCCAGUUCGGUUGAGAGUUUAAUGAGCAACGCUUUCGAUUUGAUUGGUGGCGCCAGUGCAGCGCAGCAAUUUCUGAAUCAUAUGGAUUUGUAUGCACAGCAACAGCGUCAACAGCAUCAGCAACAAUUUAACUACCUGCAGCAGCAGCAGCAGCCGCAGCAACAACAGUUGCUUUCGCAUUCACAUAUGGCCAAGUCACCGUCCUCAUCGCCGACCAAUUUCGGUAGUGGUGGGAGCAGCAACAGUAGCAGCCAUAGCAAUAUAACCAUCACCACCAAUAAUUUGCAUACAAACUACAAUCAUCAUCAACAACAACAACAACAACAACAACAACAGCAGCAGCAGCAGCAGCAGCAUGCAGUCGCCGCAGCAGCGGCAGCAGUGCAACAGCAUUUAGGCAAUAAGCAUUCCAUAUCGUUGACAUCUUCGCCAAUCACAUCACCAACAAAAUCGAUUCUCACACAAGUGGCCGCGGCGGCCAGCAGUGUCGGUGCUGGUGCCGUUAGCGCCACCAGCACAACAACCACCUCGCCGCCGUCAUCGUCGCCGCCAACCAUUCUAAAUAGUUUCAAUUCACAACAUCAUUUUAAUUUACAUCAUAAUAAUCACCAGAUGGAUUUGCAACAACAACAGCAACAGCUCCAACGGGAGUCUGGCACACAGAAUAUUAACACCGGUAUGAAUAGCGCUAAUAAUAACAACAACAGCCCAAACAGCGAACUGCUUUCGAAUAGUGCGUCAAUGGGCACAACCACCCCCACCGGUGGUAUAAGCCCCAAUGGUGGCGGCCAUCAACAUCAACAACAGCAACAGCAGCAGCACAACCAUGCACAUGCGCACGCACUCGCGCAACAUCAGCAGCAUUCGCACCAGCAUCACCAUCAUCAGCAUGGCAGCAGCACAUCGCCGUUCAAGCCGCCAAGUUCAGCGUCCUGUUGGUGUUAUGGUGAGUCAGUUUGUUCGGGAAUUGAGGUUGAAAUUGAAAAUAAUAACAAUUUCUCUCAUGGCGAUUCAUCGUAUCAUAUGAAGAUCCUUGUGCCAGCAGUGGCCUCUGGUGCCAUCAUUGGCAAAGGUGGCGAGACGAUCGCCUCUUUGCAGAAAGACUCCGGUGCUAGAGUUAAGAUGUCUAAGUCCCAUGAUUUCUAUCCAGGUACUACCGAGCGUGUUUGCCUCAUCACUGGCUCCGUGGAUGGCAUUAUGUCGGUUAUGGAUUUUAUUAUGGAUAAGAUACGCGAGAAGCCCGAUCUUACCACUAAAAUUAUAGACAACGAUUCUAAGCAAAAUCAAGAUCGUGAUAAGCAAGUGAAAAUUUUGGUGCCUAAUUCCACAGCCGGCAUGAUUAUCGGCAAAGGUGGUGCUUUCAUUAAACAGAUCAAAGAGGAGAGUGGCUCGUAUGUGCAGAUUUCACAGAAACCCAAAGAUAUUUCAUUGCAGGAACGUUGCAUCACUAUUAUUGGCGAUAAAGAGAAUAAUAAAGCUGCUUGUAAGAUGAUACUCUCCAAGAUUGUUGAGGAUCCUCAGUCCGGUACAUGUCUUAAUGUGUCAUAUGCCGAUAUUAGUGGACCGGUGGCUAAUUUUAAUCCGACUGGUUCGCCGUAUGCCACCAAUCAGAAUGCCAUUAAUACGAGUACCGCUUCAUUGAACUCCACAUUGGGUCAAACCAUCGGCGGCGGCGCCACUGCUGCAGGUCUAUUGGUAAAUGGCACUGGCAUCAAUUUAUCAUUGAACUUGGGCUCACCAAAUCCAGCACCCAACUUGGCUGUGGCUACACAAUUACUUGAGCACAUUAAGGUUGCUCUACGCGGCUCUGGUUACUCAGAGACCGCCACCAACGAAGUGUGCGCCGCUCUAGGCGUACUCGCCAAGUACGGCGUGUUGGGCAUGGGAGUCGGUGUACCGCAUGCUAAUGGCACAACCACACUCGGCAGCUAUCAUCUGGGUGUUUCGGCGUUGGAUCAGCAGACAGCUGCCGCCGCCUCAGCGGCUACUGCCGGCAACGUUUUCGGUGCAGUGGGUCAAGUAAAUCUGGAUCAAUAUACAGCGGCAGCGGCCGCUGCUGCUGCAGCAGCUGCCAGCCGUCCGACACAGUCGCACCUGGAAGCGGCCGCCGCCGCCGCACAAUUCGAUCCGUUCCGUCAUUUGAGUACGAAUGCCGCCACAGCGGCACAAGCCGCCACACCGGUAUCGCUGAAUAAUAAUAGUUUCGGUUUAACAGCGGCCACCGGCACCACGUGUACCACGGCGCAAACCUUAAGUGCUGCAACACACUCGCUUAGCGGCUUGAGCAAGAGUCCCACACCGGGAGAUUUGGGUGCCAAGGAUACCAAAAAUGUUGAAAUUCCAGAAGUGAUUGUUGGCGCUAUCUUAGGUCCAAAUGGUCGUAGUUUAGUUGAAAUUCAGCAUAUAUCUGGCGCAAAUGUGCAAAUUUCAAAAAAGGGCAUAUUCGCACCUGGCACUAGAAAUCGAAUUGUAACAAUAACUGGUCAACCGAGUGCCAUUGCCAAAGCGCAAUAUUUAAUUGAACAGAAAAUCACCGACGAGGAGACGAAGAGAGCGCGACAAAUUCCAUUAACCACUGUUGUGAAUUAAAGCGAAAUACAAUUAAAAAAAUAUUUAAAAAAGAAAAAAACAAAACAAAAACAUAACCGAAAAAAUAUAUUAAGAAACUCAAAAUAAAAGAAAAAACAAAAACAAAAAUGCAUUCAGAGAAGCAACUACCAUAAUCAUAUAAACCAGACGAAGAGUAAACAACAAAAACAAAAGAAAAAUGUAAAUAGAAGGAAUAAAUUGAAAUACAAAAGUCAGCAACUUAAACGAAAAAGUAGUUAAAUGUUAAAAACAAAAAUCUAAAUUUAAAACUUCACACCACAAAUUCAUAGCAAAACUGCAAAUUUUUUUGCGUUCUCAAAAAAUACGAGUCUAGCGAGGAAAAAGCAACAAAAUGGAAAAUAAUAUUUUAAAAUCGCAGAGAGUUAGUCAAGUAAGGGAAUUAGUAGAAAUUUAACAGACAUUACAAGUGAAGAGGAAAACGUAGAAUGCGUAUAAUGUAUGUUAAAGAUUUUGAAAGAAAGAAUUACGGUAAAAAUUUAUAUACGCGCAUACAUACAAAAGGCCACAGCAAAAGAACAAUAACAACAAAAACCACAACUGAAGUAAUUACUCUUAAAUAUAUAAUUAGGAUGAAUUUUAUUAUUAUUUUUAAUAGCAAAAAACAAAAACAAAAAAAUAAAAAUAAAAACAAAAGAAAAGAAAACAUUGUUAAAAAAUAUUGUAUUUAACUACAAAAGCUCGUUAAUUGUAGUGGGAAUAAAGCGAAAUAUUUACUUAAAGAAAAAAAAGAUGUUAGCAAAGCUAAAAGCAAAUAAGGUAGAAAAAGUGAACUAACCAAAAUAAAAACCAACACCUGAACAGACACAUACAUACAUUUUUCACUUAUGUAGCUAAAUUAUAAAAAAAACAAAAACAAAAAAAAAAAAAAACAAACAACUUUAUUGAAAAAUACUAUUUCUAUGAAAAUAUAUUCCAAUUGAAAGGAAAACCAAAUUUGUAGUUAAAAGCGGAAAUUUUUAGUAAUAAAUUGCCAUAGAUUCUUUUUAGCAAAUUAAAGGAAAUAGUCGAUCGUAAAAAUUUUACAAGCAUUAACUAGUUGAAAGAAGGUGCAGAGAAAAGUAUGUUUCAUAACUUUUAAAACAAUCAAAUCGAUACACUGAAUACACGUAUAGUAUACACAUACACACGCACUCAUGCAAUUCAUUAAUGAAUGUAGGAGGAGUAUAAAAAUUCACAGAAAAAUAAUAAGAUAUAGGUAUGACAAAUUUUUCGCGCCCUCAUAUAUGUAUACGCAGACUUGAAUGCCAAGUAUAAUGGCAAAUUCUGGUCAUGAAACCUCAUUUUUACUACUCCUCUUCAAUUAUUUGCUCAUUCAUGUACAUCACGUUAAAGCGUUUCAGAAAUACUCAAAUCCAAGCUAAAAAAUGUGUGCUGAAUACGAGAUACACGAAUAAUGGCGAAUACUUUUAAAAAUAUUGUACAUUUCCUGGAGAGUCGUUAUAAUGCUUGUUGGCUUGGAUUAAAAUUAAAAUAUCGAGUUCGGGAACAUUCAAAGCUUACAUUUUCUGUGCAUGCAUAUAUUUUGUAAUUUGUUUUUGUUUUUCUUUUCGAUGUUUUUAUUCCUUUUUUGGUUUUGCUACUCUAAUGUAAUAUUACUUCAGUUGUAAUUUUUGUUGUACUUAUAGUAUUUCUACAUUUAAAGACGAAAAAAUGUAAAAUGCACUCGAAAUUUAAUUGGUCGAACAAAUGUUUAUUACACACUCGUCCAUAUAUGAAAUUUUCUGUUAACACGUACUUGCAUAAGAUAUGUUAGCUUAAAUAACAUUGACGAAAUGAUUCCAUUGCAGUUAACAUGCAUCUAACAGCUAUUUACGUUAACUUUGACGAAAUUAUUCCCUUCAAAAUAACAGCUGCAGAUAUUUAAGCUGACAUUCAGAGAUCUAUUUGAAUUUUGAAAGUUCUGUUCAUCAAUUUUCGACUGUUAAUUAUUAUUAUUUCUUUGAAGCAACAUUUUAGAUAAUUAUUUUAAAAUAAGUAGCGCUUUGUUUUUGUGGUUUAUUUGCUGUGAUUACUUGUAAGCUGUUUUAAGUGUCCUUACAUUUUUUGCUUUUGUAUACAAUUGAAGAUUUUGUUGCUUUUGAGACGCCCCAAAAAUACCUAUGAGCAUUUUCAGUGAACUGCGCCAAUUCUCUUACAAACACACACACACAUAUAUAUUAUAUAUAUAACUACACUUCACAUGCAAAUGUAUGCACAUCAGCGCUCAAGCACUUGUGGUAUGAGUUUUGUACUAAACCAAAAACUAAAAAAUGAGAAAAACGAAAAAACUAAAAGACAGACAACUGAAAAAGUAACUAAAAACCUUUGAAGCGAAAAAGAAGAAACAAAACCAAACCCUCGCGCGCGCCCCUCAUACAGCCACCCAUACUAGAAGGUAAAUAUUUAGCUUUUAAAAUUACUUGGUUACGUGGUUUCUGUAUAUUUUAAUUUUCCUUUUUAAUUACUGUUACUGAUCUCCCUGUUUUUUUUUCUGCUAAAAAAAAAACAUUAUUAUAUAACUUUAUAGUUAACUUUUUAAAACUAAUACAACAGCGUCAGUGUGGCAAUGUAAGCAAAGUUAAAAACGAGUAUGGUUGCAAUGCAGUUUAAGAGUUAAUGGAAAGUGCAGCAACCAGCACCACUUCAGAGAGAAUUUUUUGCUUACUUUAAUAUUCAUACAUAUACAUAUAUAUGUAUGUAUGUAUUUUUGAAAUCCCUUACCAACAGAUGUCUAAGUGCUAGUUUUGUUGUUAUUUUUUGUUUUUGCUUUCCGCUUUUCGGUUUUUGUUGCUGAUAGAAUAUUUAUUUUGGAAGUUUUUGUAAUGACUGUGGUUAUGUGCUGUUUACGAUGUGUGUUGCCGAAAUAUGCAACAAGUACAAGAACAACCAAGGGCCAGCACACCAAUACAAAUACACAAAUUGCCAGAGUGUUGCUGAAGAUGAUGAUGAUAGUGAAAAAGAUGUUGUGACGAACGGUUGUGGCAGUUGGCACUGGCUGUCUCGUUGUUGGAAAGUGGUAAAAAUGUGUUGCGCGCAUUCUGAGUCUCCUUACAAUUUGAUUUUUAACAAGCCAUUUACAAUUUUUUUUGCAAUUUUUUAUAAUAAUUUUUAUACAAUUAUUGGUUUGAUUCGAUCUUCCCAGAUUGUUUUUGUGAAUUUAUUAAUUAACUUUUGUCACUUUUAUGCCAGCCAAAUAUUCCUUUUUUGAAACUUUGCCCUUGUACACAAAUAUAUAAGUUACAUACAUAUUUAAUAAUUUGAUUUUAUUAAAAUAAAAAAAAAAUAUAUAUAUAUAUAUUUAUAUAUAUGUAUAUGAUUUUCGUUGUUUAAGUUAUGCUAAUUUUUAAUUAAUUUAAAUGAGGUUAAUUUAGGUAAAAAUGUUAAUUACAUCACAAGUUGCUGUUAGCACUUUUUAAUAAUUUUUCGACGCUUUUAAUUUUGACAUUGAAGUUUUACAAUUAAAAAUUACAUUGUUUUCAUUGCGUGCAUUGUGUGGCGCCAUUAGUUACUUUUAUAUGUGUCAUUUAAUGAUUUUAUUGGUUUAUUUAAAUUUAAAUUAUAAUUAGUUAAAUGUCAAAACAAAUAAAAAUUGAAAAUUUAAAGAAAAAAAAUUUUUUUUUUAAAUAUGUGCAAUUCACAAUGUGUGUAUAAUUCUGUACAUAAUUUUGAUUUAUGUACCCAUGUGCAUACUACAUUAGGUACACUAAUUUUCUGUUUUUCUCAAUUUAUAUGUAAAUAGUCCCGAAAGAGAAAAUAUGCGUAAAAAGACAACAAAUUACAAAACAAAAAAAAAAAAACAAAAAAAUGCAUUUUUAGCAUCUGCAUAACAUUAUUUUUCAGUAAACUUAUUGGUUCUUUUAUUACAUAUACAAUUUAUGUGAAAUAUUUGUUUAUUUAGAAAAAUACAUAUAUACAUUUAAAACUAUGUAUAUUUGGCAAAAACUUGUUGAGUAUGGCAUACGUUUGCGUUAUUUUACGCAUGUUUCAAUUUUGUCAUAUUAUUUCAGAAUUUCAAAAUUACUUAUCCAUUUUAAACCUCUUAAUUAUUUUCACUACCACAUCCGAACUUACUUGUACUUCAUGCAGCUCAUAAGCUAAAAUAUAAAUAUUGUACUUCGCCAUAGAAAUUCACAAGCAAUUCUAGUUUACUUUCAGUGGUCCUCAAAAAUUAAGAAAAAAUUUCAUACGCAUUGUACUUUUUAGUUCUCUGUUUAUACACUUACUUUUUAAGUAUACUUCAGAUUUUAAAAAUUGUAGUUAUUUAAGUUCAUACAAUUCUACAAACAAACAUUAACGAAAUUGUAAGCGUAAAUAAUUACAAUAAAAAAUGCCUUUCUCUUUAAUUCAUGUCAAAUCAAAUAAAUAAAAUAAAUAUAUGAAUAAUUAAAAAAUAGAAAAAAAGAAACGAAAACUGUUGUGCACUUUUAUUUUGUAGUUAUUUGUUUUUAAUACAAAAUAUCAUCGACGGAGGCUGCCAUUCAAUAAGAAUGAGUACGUGCUUGUAUAUCAAUCAAUCAAUCAAGUAUCAGUUAUGCGCCAUCACAUUUCCACCACUAAAAGUCACCAUGCGCAAUACCACUUUCCAACACACCACCCAAACCACAACCACCACCAAUUCACCAUACACCACCGACACCUACGCAAUUAUCACCAUCACCAACACCAAUCCAAAAUCAAACGCAAUCAGUUAGGCUCAAAAGCAUAAACAAAUUUACAGUAAAAAAUCCAAUAGAGUUUUUUCCCCUAACAUUAACAUUUCGAUUGCCAUUUUGUCACAAGUCAAAUCAACAGCACCAUCAUUUUCCACAACUUAAAAAAUAUUUUUUUUUUACUUUUAUUGCAGCGUAUUUUUUUUUUUAAGAUUCAUAGUUUUAAAAUUUACCUUCUGUUUUUUUCGUUAAUUUUGGUUCGCAAAAUUCACUGAAAAUGCUCACUCCUAUGUAUUUUGGUAAUACAUACAUACAUAUUUAAAAUCAAACAGAAAUACAUACAGUUUAUCUUUAAGACCAUGUAAACAUUUAUCACCUCAAACACAUAUGUGAGUACAUUUUUCUCGACGAAAAAAACAAAAAACAAAAGGAAAGAAAAACGCGAAAAAAGAAGGAACGGAAUGCAAUAAAACAUUUUCUUUACAAACAUAAAUGAAUGCAUACACUCGUAAGUACACAUUAUACAAAGUAAGCGUUGUAUGGUAUCUAUGUUAAUGUUAAAUGUUAUAUUCAUAUGUUAUUAUUGCUGUUAAAAUAUGUACUUUAUGUAUAUGUAAACAUGAUUUAAUUAUAUAAUUUUUAAUAAGAAUUUUUGCAUGUGAGUCAAAAGGAGUCAGUUGUUAUAGAGAUAUAAAUGUUGACUAGAGAAAAAAAGGGAAACAAUCCAACAUAAAGCAAAGAAGUGAUCCAAGAUUUAUGAUAAAUUUAAAUGAUAUUUAAUUGAAAUAAAGGUACAUCACAUGAUGCGCGUCGAGCAUAGCCUACAAAUGGGGAUCGCAAUUUUUCGGGAGAAAUGCUGAAAAGGCAAAGUUUUGAAUACGUAACUGUGGCUUAGGGGUUGUAAAUUUUAGUAUUUAUUCCUAAUAUUAUUUUGGGGAAAAUAAAUCUAAUAUUUUCUCAGUAGAUGGCUGUAGUGAUCGAUAUCUCUUAAAGCAUUGAUCAAACAAUUUAAAGUUUAUGCUCUUUGACGAAAAUAUAUACAGCACAUAUGGAAAGAAAAAAUUAACUAUGCGAUGAGGUGAUAGCACUAAGAAGGAGUUUGUAAACUCAAGAUAUGUAAAUUCAAUAAUACGCAAAAAUUUGCAUAUCGAAAGUUUUCGUUAAUAACAAAGCUUACGAAAACAUUUCCUUCGUGCAGCCAUUAAAAAUUGAAUGCAUUGGCAUGUGAAAUGCGGCUUCGCUAACCAAAAUUUUUAUAAGCAUUGCUCGUGCGCCUGAAACUAUGCAAAGACUGACAAGUGCAAAGGAAAUAUUGAGCUUUCUGUAGCUAAUUUUGAAUCAACAAAAAUCUUAGAACACUUUGCCCGUGCGCCUGAAAGUAUGCAAAGACUGUUAUGCUAAAAAAUGUAAAUAAAAAAGAAAACGCUAUAUUUACUUUCUAACUGAAGAAAGGCACAAUGUUUGUGCACCUGAAAGUAUGCAACAAAUGAUAAAAUCACUUGCUGCUUAUCAUUUUAGGUAGAGUGAAGGCUUUGGGCGGUCCAGGCAAUAAAUUUUCUUUAUUUAUGUGCGCUUAUAAAGAUCUUAACAUUCCCCAUUAACCGCCCUCUAAUGCGCCAACCGAGUGCUGCUCGCAGGUUUGGACAUGUUUGUAUUACACAUGACACAUAAACGAAUCGUGCUUGCCCAUCGCUACUUGGCGUUUGUUGUUUUUAUUUUUAAACAAUAUACACUUUUAAUAUACAAAAUAAAAAAUACUGCUGUUUACGGUUUCUUUAUUUGCAAAAAAAUAAGAGCAUCAAGUGAAUAAUGCAUAGUUUAACCGUUUGAGUGCGAUUCGUCGAUAUAGCGACGAUAACUAAUUACUCCAAAUUUGCGGCGCGUUGCUAUAGCGACGAUUGCAUCACUGUGCAUUUGGCGUUCGGCUAGGAACGUGUUGAAUAUUAUUUUGCGAUAUUUAUAAAAAAUUUAUGUCAUAUAAAAGUAUAAAUUAGUUGAGACCGUUAAAAACAAUUUUUAUUUUUCGUUCAAUAUCGAUAUUUUGAAAAUAAAUUGCGCAAAUGUGUAGUAUGUAGUUUAAAAGGAUCUAAAAAUCCAAAGCGUUCCCGGCUAAUAUGCAACAUUUGCAAAAAAGGUGUGCAUGGUACAUGUGUGGGGAACCACAAAUGUGCCAAAAUUUGAAUAAUAAUGCCGGAACUUGUUGUAAAAAAAAAAAAAGUAGAUUUUAAAAAAAUGUAAAUAAGUUUUUCUUAUAAUCAUAACUAAUAGUUUAGUCUACAAAAUAAAAAUAAAAUUAUUGAAAUAUGUAAUUUUUUGUGUUCUCUAUGCUUAUAUUUGUAAAGCCAUCAUAUUUCAGUUUUCUUAGACCAAAUUUUGCUUCGCAAUUUUCGUAUGUAUUAAAGAAAAUCGCUUAGCACUCAAACGGUUAAGCAAUUGUCUCGUGUUUAGUUUUCAUAUAGAGGCUUUUCACUUUCCUGACCCGCGUGAGAAGAGUUCAGCGAGGUCAUUAAAAGAGUGAGUAGUCGGGUAAUAUUAGAUUUUAGUUCUGCUAAUAAGAAAGCUUUACUAUUCAGGAGUUGCCAACCAUUUCACUUAUUUGUUGGCAAUCGAUUAACGAUCCACUCCAGUGGCAUUCCCCAAACAUGUAUGUAAAUGUUUAUGCUGCUAAAACAUGAACAACACCAUUUCCUCAAUUAAUUUUAUUUUGUAAGAGUGUAGACCAAAAUUCACCACAAUAUGGACGGAAUAUCAUAGUCAUCUUAAUGGUCAGUAUACCUGUAAAUCAUUCACAUGAUUCCUGUAAACGUAACGAGCCAGUUAAUAGCCGUAAAGACAGUGGGUCGUGCUAACAUUUCUUAACAAGUUUUACGCCCUGCUCACACUCACAGGGCGAACUGAUUUUAUGAAUAGCAAAAGCCGUGCAAUUUGCCAAAAAGAUCUGUAUAAAUUCUAAUUCACAACCCAUAAUCCACAAGUUGCAGACAGUAUCGCAUUUCCCCACAAAGAAUAAUUUUUUUGUAAAAUAGACAUAACAUAAAAACAAUAACAGAGUUGUCAACGAAAAAAAGAGAGUGGCAUACUCCUAUGUUACACGGCAAGUACAUACACGUAAGUAACAGUGAUGAGAAUUUUUGCUGUAAGCACUCAUGUAAACAACUACAAUACAAUACACACUAACAGAAUGCAAUUAAAGCAACCACUGUGAAAUACAUUAGAAAUAAAGAUUACAUACAAAUAACAAACUUGUUGUCAUAUAAAUUUGUGCAAUAUACAAAAAACGUACAUACAUGCCUAGUUAUUUAACGUUAGUGAAACCUGCAUAUAUGUAUAUUUGUUUAUGUAUUUUGUUUCUCUCUUUAUUAUAAAAGUACACAUAAAAAUUAUAAAGAAAUAUAGUUUGUAAAAAUUGUAUAAUUAGGUAACAGUAAACUGUUAAAUUUUAAUAUGUGUGCUGAUCUACUGCUAGUGCGCCUUGAAGUGGGCUAAAAAAUGGAAAAACAAUUUUAACAAAUUAAAAAUUAUGACUAUAAUGCAUCACUUGAUUAAGCUUCACCAAUAAUUAUUAAUUAUAUAUUGUUUUUGUUUUUGCGAUAGAAAAUUCCACAAAUAAUUGUGUUUUUCCAAAUUUAAUAAAAUUCCAAAUAUUUUUUCAAGCUGGCCUUAUGUAUUAAAACGAAAAAAAAAAUAAUAAUUUAAUGCUGCAACGUUUAAUGUAAAAGUGCAUAUAUAAAUAUAUAUUAAUUGAUAAAAUGAAUCAACAAUUGCUGUUAAAUAAUGCAAGCUACAACACACACAAACACACGCAUACACACAUACGAUGCCAUCAUAUACAGACACUCGUUAAAUGCAUAUAAGAAUGUGUGAGAUUUUUCUGCAAAAAUUGAAGCAAAGCGAAACUUCAUUAAAUUAGAAAAUCACUAUAAAGUUUGUAAGAUUUCUAUUAAUGAGCAAGAAAAAGUAGUAGGAGCGCAGUAAAAAGGAAAUAAAUACAAUAUUUACAUUUUAAAAUAAAAAUAAGAAAAAAGGAAAAUAGGAAAUUAAUAUAUACUAUAAUGUUAUGCAGAUUCAAUUCAACUUAAAAUUCGAUUCAAUUAACUCAAUAAUAAUGUAACAAUGUAAUGUAAUGAACACUUAAGUAAUAAAUUGUAAAAGCGAAAAUAUAUACAAACAAACAUACAUAGAUAUAUUCAUGCAUAUGUAACUAUAUGUGAAAGUACUAAUUUUAGUAGGCAAAUUUAAUAAAAUGGUAGUUAAAGAGAUAUAAAUAAAUAAAGUUACAAUUUUAAAAUAAACCAGAAAAAAUCCAGCAUCUCCAAGCAUUCACAUUUUGGCGUACACAAUACAUAUAUACUCGUAAACAUACACCCCCUUUUGCCCAUUAGACAUGCAUAUAUACACAAAUACACAUACUUAGAUAUAAACACAUUUUCAUAGAUUUAAUACUUCUGUUCUGUCCCACAUAAGCCCCCUCGUAUAUGAAUUAAACCAUAUUUUCCACAUUCAUGCAUUCAUACAUACAUAUGUAUAUUUCCAUAUGCUAUAUAUGUAGGGUGGUAAUGCUGUUGUUGUAAUGUCAUGCACCUAUAUAAUUAUAUAUAUAUAUAUAUAUAUAUACAUACAUACAUGGCAUAUAUCACAACAAGCACACAAUCAAUCGACCAAUUGACCGAUUCAUUUCAAAUUGCAAUACAAACAAAGAACUCACAACAAAAGUAAUAAAAAUUACAUUUGAAUUAUUUAACAACAAUAAUAAAAUCGUUAAGCGAGUAACCCGCUCCUAUUUGGUACCUCCAUUCAUAUGUAAGUUAAUGUCUCCUUAGUUUAAUAAGGGAACUGGGUCUGGAUGAGGUACUGUGAUGAGUAGAGGGCGAAAAAGACCAUGAGGUCGAAGUACAAACAGCUAAUAAAUCGAAAUCUCCAUAGUACACCAAUGCUAUUCAAUAAAUGGAUAAUCAAAUUCUCUAUGGUUCCUCUUCUACAGCAGAAACAGAAAGAGCUAAAGUUUGUUCAUGUAAUUAGAAGUAGUAGUCAAAACUACCCAAAAUUGACCCCAAAUGCUUGGAGCUUGAACUAGUAACUGAUGGAAAUCUUCUAGAUGGGAACCGGUUAGAAAUAUGUCGUUUUGUUUUUGCAGAGCGCUUUCAACCCCAAUUUUAAUAACAACAUGUGUCAAAGUUGAGUACUGAAACUUCCUUCACUUCCAAGAAGUAAUCCAUGGGAAGUUCAACUGUUUACAAAACAUCAUACAAAUUGUUGGGAAAAUAUGAAAUGAUAAACAAAUAUUCGAUCUUCUUAAAUAUUUACAUAUUGCAAGGUAAAUUUUUUCACUUAGUCUCGAUUUACACAGGGAAACAUUUAGAAGGGUAAUAUUUUGUUCGUUGGACAGACGGGGAAGAGGGAAGGGUGUUUGUAUCCCGUACUGGCGAGACGCUUUGUGCUUCUUAUUCGUAUUGUCAAAUUUAAAGAAGUAAAUGUCAAAAGCAACGAAUGUUGCUAAAAAAAUGUUUGCCUGUGUGACCGAGAAUGAAACAUUAUAUCAGAAUUUCCGGCGGAUACUGGAUGUCUCUGUGCAUAAAUCGGGACUUAGGAGUGCAUAAGGAAAAGUUCCAGGCAACAUUAAUUUCCUACUGCGAGUACUACUACUGUUCUACUACUAAUGGUCAUAAACCCUUAAAAGCCCAGUCGUAAUCAGAAACGAGUAUGCCUCAAUAAUAAAACAUUAAAGAUAACUCAGUAAAUAAUAUUCAAAAAAUUAUUUUUUUUCCAGUCCACUUUAAUAUCAAGUAGAACGAUGGAGCUACAAAUUAGAAUCGUAAAAUGAUAUAGCUCAGUGGAAUGUUUCGGAGAUUUUAAAAUUUGAACAUAAUUUGGGACCUGAACGAGCCUACCCAGGCAUGCAAAGAUGAAUAGAAAGCAACCGCGCAUGAUUUUUUGAGACCGAAAACCUAUGUUAAUACAUAUACGAAUUUUGGAUAUUACCUGUGCCAUAUCGUCCCACGCCCAAUGAAUGGUUUUCGUUGGGGUUGCCAACCUUUAAAGCAGCCUCUCAGAAAGUAUUUCCUUACAUUGGGUUUGAAUUUUUCCAGUUUCAUAAGUCGUUCCUUAAGACACAAAUAAACUUAACGCCCUCUUUUGCCCACGUUUUGUGGCACAACAAAAAUAAAAUAUUAUUGCCUGUUAAUUUUUUAGCAAAUGUUUUCAUUUCUAUGCUUUUGAGUACUUUUUCUUUGGAAUUUGCUUUGAAAUAAAAAUUAGCUUUUACAAAAGGACGGAUUGAUUAAGUAGCGCAAGAUGGACGACACAGGAUGAAAAUGAGACAUCUUACAGCACUUCUAAUUAUUGUUUCAUCAGCCUAUUUGAUUAACUGAAUGGAAUAUUUUGAAGGGUAGAUACAAAAAAUUGAUAAUGAUUUUUAAGAAAAUUCAGUUAUUUUUUAAUAAAACAAAAAAGACUUACAAAUGUACAUUAGAAUCAAUUACAAUAUUUUCGAUUCAUAUUUGUAACAAGAAAACAAAUUAUAUACAUAUGUUACACUAUGCAACAAAAUUUAAUUUCGGCAUAUCACACAGAAUCCAAACUCGGCCUCAAAAGUGUUCCAACGUGUCGGAGUUUUGACAAAAUUGAACUCAAUGCGUCAUAAUGAAAGUGAACAUUGAAAAUAUGUAGGUGUGUGAAAAAAUACAGUGCAAUGCCAGUAGAAUUGAUUUCAGGGUACUGAGGCGAGCUUUCUAUUAUAACUGGGUGUUCCUCUUGGAAGAAUAUAAAUUAUGUACAUCAAAAUUACAAAUUCAGUUCAUUGCAUUUUAUUUAUUGAUGAAAUAUUGAACAUAGGUGGUGGUACAAAAAUAAUCAUGCAAUUUGGUUUUUGCAUAAGUUUUUUGUUAAAAAAAAAUUAUAUUGAGUGAUGAAAAUCUUUAUUUUGGACUUUACGCCCUCCAUUGUUUGUCUGGCGGUAUAAUGCUGCUGUCUAUUUCACAAGUAUCAGAUAUGAUUGAUGUUCGCCGCUAUUUGCAAAAAUUAUAAAUCUUCCAAUACCUUGUACUUACAUCUAUAAACAUUAAAUUAAUGGAACAUAAAUAUGAAAUCAAAUAUUUAGGAAAAAAUCGGUGAGUUUAGUUUGGAUUAUAGCUAAACAAAUUAUCUUCGAGCUAUUCGCUUCUUGCUUAAGAGAAUUCAUAGCCUUUUCAAUUCGAGUUCGGGGUGUUCUACAUCUGCAUUUUCUAGAUCUUAUUCAAGCAGCUGCUGCUACAAGUCUUGAAAUAAGUCAUUGUCCGGAUAUGCUUCUAUGCAAUAUUUUCAUGUAUUGUAAAUUCCAGUUUUUUACUAUUUUUCGGUAUUUUCCCAAUAGAAACAAGUCACUGAUCAUGAUGAAUUUUUCACUUAAUUGCACACUUUAAGCGAAUUGGAGCAAGUACCGAACUUUGCUUUUAACAGACAUUUUGUGCUGCAGAAGCUGGUUUCUACGUUACCAACUACACAAUAUACCAUUAUUUAUUUGAUGUUAGCUCCGGAGUCCAAUAACCGAGUUUUUUUCAUAUGCUUGAACUGGGAGUUGAAUAAUGGGUACACUAUAACAGAAUUUCCAUCAUAAACGAGCCCAUAAUAAGUAGUAUGUAAUAACUACUAAUAGUGGCUAUCGGUCGGCUCAUUUCGUUAAAAGUAAAUGAAAUUGUAAGUAAUAUAAGUUUACAGCUUUAUGUUAACGCCUGCUCUUAAAUGCUUAGGGCCCGUCAACAGCACUUGGGAACAUACUUUUUUACUAAACGAACUGACCAAGAUGCUUGUUUUUGAACGGUUUCCAAGAAUAUCGCUUCGUAUUUGGAAUAAUAAUACUGGGACUGAAAGGCCUCGAUUGGCAUGCAUACCUAAUAUUUUUUAUAAAUUUUGGCACCCAGGUUGUAAAGUAGAUAAUUAGCGCUUAAAUUUACAAAAUUUUCCAAAUUACAGCCACGUGUUUUUAUUCACUAUCGAUUCUGAAAAGUUGCUAAACUGGAUUUUUUUACGAAGCAGUUGAACUUUGUAUUGUACGAGGUCGCUGAAAGCACCUGACCCUCCCCAAAGCAUAACUCUCCGCCUCUGGCUACAAGCUCCACUUCCUAGGAAACCAGGUCAACUUAUGACCCAGGAAACCAGGCAACCUCAGACAUGCUUGAGCCUUAUAUAGGAUUUUCCACGAAAAACAUCAUCAUCGUAAGCUUGGAUAUGAUAGAGAAUGAAGUUCAGCUCCAUUUGGCCAUGGCACAUAGGCCUUCUGUUGUUCCAAAACUAAGUAAUUUUCUAGAAAACACUGAGAGUACCCAUUAUAAUAUGACCGUUUGUGCAGUAUAAGCAGAAACCCCAUUGUUCUGUCCUGCCUAGGUUCAAACCUUUCAGCUGUUGAAGUCAGAAUUCUUUAAACACUCUAGGACUUAGUACUCAUAUUUAUUCUGAAGAGCGAUGUUGAAUUCUUACUUUAACGGAAGUAACGUAGAGACAUCGCUUGUCUCAAAGAUAUCAGAAUACCUUUAUUUGGAAUUUUAGAAUUUGCUGUAGAAAAUACACAAAAGUAAUAAAUUGUAUUUUAUAUUUAAUCAAGAACAUUUUUUAGCGGUUUCGUCAUCAAUUCUUCAAAAAUUGGCUUAUUUAUAGGAUGAUAUAUUCAUCCAGAAGUAACCUGAAAAAAAUAAAACAAAAAAUACCUAUAAUACUUUUUGAGUUUUAUUUAAUGAUGAUAAUUUUGGUAAAGAGUUGUUUGCAGGGAAAAAUCUUAGGUUAUCUAUAAAAUUUUUAUAAACUUUUUAUAAUGUUUUAGGUAAAAUAUACUACAUAAAAUAAAUAAAUAUUUUUUAUUACAAUUUUUUUGGGAAAAUUUUCCCUUUUUUGACUUAAAAAAAAACCAUCAGAGUUUUUCUAAAUUUAUAUUAUUGUAACAAAGUAUUUUUUUAUUAAAAUUUGUUUAGAAAAUGUUUCUUUUUUGUAAUUUUUGAAGUCUUCUGAAGCACUCAAACCCUUUAAGAAUCAGAGAAAUAUUAAAUAAUGAAUCUAUAAAAAUGAAUCUUCGAAAUUAAUUCUUUGUUAUGUUGAAAAAUAAUCUAUGGAUAUAACAAUGCGCUUCUUUAAUGAUACGUGUAAAUUUAAUGAAGCUUUGCUGAGGACUUACAACAACAUAUAUACGAAGCUACCGUAACCCGUAAAAGAUGAAACGCAAUUCUAAAUUUCUGUGUAUGCAGCUCUGCAAAAGAUAAUAAAGUAGUAAAUGCCUCUGAAUUCUAUUACAUUAUUCAAGCGCUUUAGGCGCCAGAGGACUGAUAAUGCGUAUGUUUUUUGAAAGGCCGAAUUCUAAGCUUUUCGCGUUUUUUUUUGUUUUGCAAAGCACAAAUUUUUGGUUAUCAAAUCACUAAUACAGCUGAAAAAAAGUAUUUUAAGGGUUGAUAGGUUCUCAGAAAUUUUGAAUAAAACCAAAUUAAUUUUAUGGCUUUAAAUAAAAGCUGUUAAAAAUUCUGUUAUAAUUUUCCAAAAAAAAAAAAAAAACUCAAAUUUGACAAAACAAAUCUCUUUAAGUUUUGGUGUACAGUUUUCAGAUUGUUGUCUGUUGCAGGUGUGAACCCCAAUUUUUGCAGUCCUCUUGCAGUGGCCGGAGAUAUUUUAAUUUCUACUUUGAGCUAUCACAUGAUACAUACUUACAUUCGUCCAUCGCACAUAUACAUAUAUACACACACCGAAACAAGUACGUGUCUUCGCAUGGCACCCACACACAUACACAGAAUUCUUCGCAUUCUCAUUCGCAUCUUAAACGAACUACUCAAAUUAAAUUAAAUUAUAUUGGAUCAGAACAAAUCAGCAGUACCGAAAGUCAUGUCAUGUUCGCUCAUAAAACAAGCAUACAUUUCGCUACAUACUCGUAUGUGUAGGCAACGACACGGCAACGUCGUGCAUGUGCAGUUUUAAUGUCGUACAACUGCAAUAAAAAUACUAAUAAUAACAAACCAACAACAAUAACAACAGUAACAACAACACCGUACAAUAACAGUCGUAAAUCGCAAAAUUCCUAAUCGUCAACUAAAUCAAAUCAUCAAAGUUAUCUACCAUCAUCAGCCACCACCAACCACCAACCACAAAACCACCACUACCACCACCACCACCCCUUUUAAGAAUCGUCAUCAGUAACAUUAUUUGCAUCUACUCGUACAUAAAUGAACAUCAAAAUUAAAAA